UCGGAAGUUGGCACGUAAUGGCGGCGGUGAGGAGCAUUGCAUCGUGUUCCCGCUGGGCUGCUGCUGUUCUCCCUCGCGUGCCUGCUGGUUUAUUUUUCAGGACUAAACUCUACCAACCAGAAUUAUCUCUCCACUCAUUCAUUCAUCAUCAUCCUCAUCAUCACAAAGCCAGACUUUUAUCCUCUAACCUCCUGCUGCAAAACCCAGCGGCAAUGUCAGCUUCUGUAUCCACAUCACCAUCUGCUGAAACAAUGAGCCAGAGGAUGGUGUGGGUGGAUUUAGAGAUGACAGGACUGGAUAUAGAAAAGGACGAGAUUAUUGAAAUGGCGUGCAUCAUCACAGACUCGGAACUCAACAUCGUCGCUGAGGGUCCAAAUCUGAUCAUCAAACAGCCGGACGAGCUGCUCAACAACAUGUCGGAUUGGUGCAAGGAGCAUCAUGGGAAGUCAGGGUUGACGCAGGCAGUGCGGGACAGCAAGAUCUCACUCCAGCAGGCUGAGUAUGAGUUCCUGUCCUUCGUCAGACAGCACACUCCACCAGGCCAGUGUCCUCUGGCAGGAAACUCGGUGCAUGCUGAUAAGAGGUUUCUGGACAAGUACAUGCCCCAGUUCAUGCAUCAUCUCCACUAUCGAAUCAUCGAUGUGAGCACGGUCAAGGAGCUCUGCAGACGCUGGUUUCCAGAAGACUACAAACACACACCUCAGAAGAAAGCGUCACACAGAGCUCUGGGUGACAUCCAAGAGAGCAUCAAAGAGCUGAGGUUUUACAGAGAGGCCGUCUUUAAACCUGAAGGAGAAGAAAAGAAGAGAAAGAUUGUUGAAAAUGGAGAGAGCAAACACACAGCCUAAAACAUACCUGCUCUGGCUUUGGAGAGUGAUCUUAACUUUGCACUGCAUGUAAAGACUUUGAGCCUGUGUGUGUGAGCGAGAAAGGGAGAAGAUCUGUGUUCCUUAUUUUAUCAUCUGAUACAUGCAUGUUUCCACAUUGUCUUUUAGUUCUCACUGUAUUACUACAGAUAUUAUGAACAGUAUUUCUUUAGGUUUGUUCUUGUGCUGGUUUGAAGUUGUUCAUCUGCCUGUGCUGUUGCUGAAGUGCAAAUACAAAAUGUCUCUCA
Messenger RNA from Hemibagrus wyckioides, 1114 nucleotides. It is a transcript of the gene rexo2, whose product is annotated as small fragment nuclease. The transcript is spliced from 7 exons. Lineage: Eukaryota; Metazoa; Chordata; Actinopteri; Siluriformes; Bagridae. Gene Ontology annotation, cellular component: mitochondrion. The coding region runs from base 18 to 848 and encodes 276 amino acids. Gene Ontology annotation, molecular function: 3'-5'-RNA exonuclease activity; nucleic acid binding. The record is from RefSeq and is a predicted model, not a curated record.